GCACGGGGCCAAUAUAAAAACUAGCCUCAAACUUUGAUCGAUUAAAAUUUAAAAGUGAUGGGGGACUUUUGAGGAUCAUUGAGCAUGUCGGAUUUAACCUUUGUGGACAAAAGCUAUUGUUUUUGAGCCGGUGAAGGAUUUAUUUUCCUGUGCCUUAAGUUGUUUUUUUUUUUUUUUUUUAAAGUUGUUUUUUUUUAACGUUUUCUCUUCUUUGAUGUGAAUCGGCUGACAGCAAUGGGGAUACUGCUAUUAUUUGCAGUGUUGCAAGUGGUGACAGUUGGCUUGGUGACUGCUGGCUGUCCGGUGGUGUGUGAGUGUCCAGCAGGGCCUCCGUCCUGUCCCCCAGGGGUCAGCUCGGUCCCAGAUGCCUGCGGCUGCUGCAAGGUGUGUGCCGCUCAGCUCAACCAGGAUUGCCAUGAAGGACGGCCCUGUGACCACCAUAAAGGCUUGGAGUGCAACUAUGGCAAUGAUGUGGGCCGUACCCAUGGGAUCUGCAGGGCAAAGGCAGAGGGCCGCUCAUGCGAAUACAAUGGGCGGAUUUACCAAAAUGGAGAGAAUUUCCGUGCUGGUUGCAAGCACCAGUGCACCUGCAUCGAUGGAGCGGUGGGCUGCGUGCCCCUUUGCCCCAGUGAUGUGCCCCUGGCGUCCCCUUCCUGUCCCGCUCCACAGCUAGUCAAGGUGCCAGGCCAGUGCUGCUUAAGCAUCGACUGCCACAGGGGAACCACCAUUGUGCCCCCAGUGCACCGCCGACCCCAACCUCCAGCUUACCCACCUUACCCCUUCAUUCCCUACCCGGCCUACCCUUACCCAAAGCCUUAUCCGAAACCUUAUCGGAAGCUGUACCCCUACAAACCCAAAAAGGAGAAGGACACCCUUGGCAACGAGCUGGUGGAGGUGGGACACAAGUGGGACAAGCAACGUGGAAACAAGCACCUGGCGGCCUGGAGGCAGGUGGGAGAUCAGUGCGUGGUUCAGACUACUUCCUGGUCCCAGUGUUCUCGGAGCUGUGGGAUGGGCGUAUCCUCUCGUGUUACCAAUGACAAUGCCCGGUGUAAGCUGAUCAAGGAGACACGCCUGUGCAACAUUCGCCCCUGCAGCUCCAUGUCUAUCCCCAUCAAGAAAGGAAGGAAGUGCUCCCGUACACAUAAGGCCCCUGAGCCACACCGUCUGUCCUACGCCGGCUGCAGGAGCACUCGCCUGUACAGGCCCAACUACUGUGGUGUAUGUAGGGAUGGCCGUUGCUGUUCACCUCGUCGUACACGUACUGCCAGUGUGACCUUCGCCUGCCCUGAUGGUGAACGCUUCAACAGAUCCGUGAUGUUCAUCCAGUCCUGCAAGUGCAGUGAUGAGUGCAACCAUCUCAAUGAAGCUGCCAUGCCUCCACAGCGAUGGCUCUACGGAGACACACACAAGUUCGUCGACUAGUGGUAUUAACCCCCCCACCCCACCCCAAAACCUACAUUCCCAUGACAAUAAACAUUAACUCCCCCAUAGUGAUCCCCAUAUAGAAUAGCUGUCCUUAGUGUUUGAGUAGAUGCAAGCGAGGUCCACACAUCAAAACUAGAAGAUUUCUGGAAGAUUAUUUGGGGAGGAAUGGGGAGAAGAAAAAUGGAUCAGAUGAGCACAUCUCCAAUUUGGAAAGAGCAAAGCGACCAGCCCAUAUUUUAGUGUAGAUAUAAAGUUGUUUCUGGCCUGGCCAGACAUCUACAGACUGUGACAAAAUCUUUAUGGAAAACAUGGAUGCAACCAGCCUUCAUGUUGCUGCUGUGCACCAGAUGUCCCCUGAACUGUUGAGACUUCUGCUGGGGACGCUGGAGCAAGAGCUGACAAACACAACUGUUGGUGUUUCUUUCGUUGAUGGUGUGGAUUCACAUCACAGUUACCAAGCAACAGGUUGACUAGCCUAUAGGGGGUUGGUCUGAUGUUGCUUUGGAGCUAAAUAUGAAACCAGCUGGAAUCAUAUGUCUGUACACUCCAAUACCUUAGUAAUGAUAAACCAAAUGAAGACUUGACAGCAAAGACUGGGAGCGUGAUGGCAGAAGAUGGAGGAGCAUCUCAGAUGUUCUUACAAGAGCGUGGCUUGUGUCUUUUUCAUGGUAUUUAUUCACUGGUAUUUAUUGUCGAGACAGACAUGAUGACACAGUGGCCUGCCACCAGGGAAGGCAGUGCUGCUAUGUUUGGAGCUGAAUGGGGAUCUGAGAGGGACAAAACAGCUGAGAGCUGUCAGCCAUGAGAGGGAGAGGAAGACUCCCACAGAUCCGGGGCUUGACCCUGGGGUCAUAUCAGAGGUCACAGCAGUCAGAAAGUCAUGUCUAAUGAUGGAUGAUGAAGGCUGCAGAAGAAGAGGAGUUAUGUACUAGAAAAAGGCAGAGUUGAACCUGAUGGGUUGAGGCUUUGCAAGCAUUAGUGCGGAAUAUGUCAGAGGUUGUUUACACAGCUGGACUCAUCCCCUGCCUUGCCUCCACAAGAAACUGAGACAUUUAGCAAGCACCAGAAGAACAAGCCUGGGAUUCUGGCGCCAAGAAGUCGACCGCCUAAUUCUGUACAAAUUACAAUCCUGACUCUGAGGGGCAGUGAGAGAAAAUCAGCCACUCUCCUGUUUGCUAUAAAAAUAAAAUUUGAAAAACUGCGGGUACUGAAGUAAACAUGUAAUUUUAGAGUGGCGGGUGGAACCACUCUGGUGCCCACUCUGGCCUGUAAUCAAGUAGCAUGCCAGCUCACUGAAACAAAACAAUAACUUAUGCCUCUUCGUGUUUAAGUGUUGUCUGUUUCUGAGAACUGCUGUUAAAGGUUGUGUUGUGACAUCACAGUCCAGGGCAGAGAAGAGCUUUACAGCCCUACAGAGGACACGGUGCCAGAGGUCAUUGAGAACCUAUUUUUAAGGACAUUUUGAAGGAAAUGUCCUACAGCUUUUUUUUUUUUUGUCCAAAAUCCUUGACUAUGACUGAAGAACCCAAGCAUCUUACUUGACUGGGACUUGGGCUCACGCACCUUAUGACAGCCUUCUUAAAUGACUUUUAUCACAUGCAAAGCUAAUACAGAGUGGCUGAGAUAUCAGUCCUGACUGUUUUUUUAAUCUUUGCUGACUACACAUAUAAAAUAGGUGAUUCUAAAUGAAUUGAAACACCAUUUUAUUAUGUCAAAGAGUUGUUCUCUCUUGUGCCAUGAGACAGUGGCAUCAUAGACAUAUUUUUAAAGCCCCUGUGGUUUUAAACUGGUGAUUUAAAAAAAUAUGGUAAUUGUUCACCAUGUUGCCAUUGCUGUUUGUCCAUGUAGUUGCUGUGGUUUUGGUACUGUAAUGUUUAGUUUUGUUAAAGGACACUAUAGAGCAGCUAUGUACAGACCUUCUUUUUAGUUUUAUCUGCUGUAUCAGGGCCCAUCCUUUUACCAAGUUAUACUGAAGUAAUCCAUGUAUAGUUUAGCACUGAACAAGGCAGGGUUCAGAUCCUUUAUGAGCAUUGAGUGCCAAUUUGGAAGCAUGAUGAUUGUAUGCCUACUAGUGUACAUUAUUACCAUCUGUAAUGACAAAAGUCGUGCUUUUUAAGAUUACAUAUUAAAAAAAGAACUUGUUAACAAAAA
Molecule: messenger RNA, 3579 nt
Organism: Scatophagus argus
Lineage: Eukaryota; Metazoa; Chordata; Actinopteri; Scatophagidae
Product: CCN family member 1
Exons: 5
Coding region: 235-1425 (396 amino acids)
Biological process (GO): signal transduction
Cellular component (GO): extracellular region
Molecular function (GO): protein binding
Source: RefSeq, a predicted model, not a curated record